This is a messenger RNA of Mesocricetus auratus (golden hamster), 3300 nucleotides long. RefSeq names its product Ras association domain family member 3 (gene Rassf3). Lineage: Eukaryota; Metazoa; Chordata; Mammalia; Rodentia; Cricetidae. Bases 131 to 835 code for a protein of 234 amino acids. The transcript is spliced from 5 exons. The record is from RefSeq and is a predicted model, not a curated record. Gene Ontology annotation, biological process: signal transduction. Gene Ontology annotation, cellular component: cytoplasm.
GCUGCAGCAGGACGGCCGGCCGGCGGCUCGGGGCCGCGCUCCGGGAACCUCGCGGGGCGGGCGGGCGCCGCACCCCGGCCUGGCCGCCUGCGCCCCGGGGAGGCUCCCUGCGCGCGACUGGACCAGCAGCAUGAGCAGCGGCUACAGCAGCCUCGAGGAGGACGCGGAGGACUUUUUCUUCACCGCCAGGACCUCCUUCUUCAGGAGAGCGCCUCCGGGCAAGUCCCGUUCGGGUCAGCCGGAUGUGGAGAAAGAGAAGGAAACUCACAAUUACCUCAGCAAAGAGGAAAUCAAAGAGAAAGUCCAUAAGUACAAUUUAGCCGUCACAGACAAGCUGAAGAUGACCUUGAAUUCAAAUGGGAUUUACACUGGCUUCAUUAAGGUGCAGAUGGAACUCUGCAAACCGACGCAGACCCCUCCCAACCCCGGGAGACCCCCGCCCAGUAACAGUGACUGUGUGAACACACUUCAUAUCAGUAGCACAAACACCGUGGGGGAAGUGAUCGAGGCCCUGCUCAAGAAGUUUCUGGUGACGGAGAGCCCCACCAAGUUUGCACUUUAUAAGCGUUGUCACAGGGAAGACCAAGUGUAUGCCUGCAAGCUCUCCGACCGGGAACAUCCACUCUACCUGCGUUUGGUAGCAGGACCCAGAACCGACACGCUUAGUUUUGUUCUUCGAGAACAUGAAAUUGGAGAGUGGGAAGCCUUCAGCCUGCCAGAGCUGCAGAACUUCUUACGCAUCUUGGACAAAGAGGAAGACGAGCAGCUGCAGAGCCUGAAGCGGCGCUACGCGGCCUACAGGCAGAAGCUGGAGGAAGCCCUGGGUGAGGGCUAAGGCCGGGGCGUCCCGCCAGGGGCACAGCUCGGGACCUGUGGGAGAGCAGCGUCGUCUGCUCAGAGAGCUGAUGUCGCGCCCCGCUGUGCCAGGACCUUCCUCUUUUCCCUCUAGACACAGCUCUCAAAGCCUGGUCACACAGCAUCCUGCGCCUCACGGACUGGCACAAGGGACUCUGCAAGCUUGUCCUGUCUCGGCAUGGCGAUGCUACCUCUUGCAAGCUGUGAGCCUGUGGUCAUCAGGCACGUCCUGGAUUGCUUGGAAGCAUGGACUCUGGCUUGAUUUCCUGUUUUCUUCUAGUGACUUUGGUUAUGUGAUUUUUGUUAAGCUUCAGGGUGGGCAGAUAUUAACAAGCAGCCUUUGAAUACUUGUCCUGUGGUGGAACUACCUGCUUGGUUUUCUUCUGUCAGAACAGUGUGUCCCGUGAUCUGGAAGACCGGAAUUUAGGAUCUCUGGGGGGUCGGGAAAAGAGUUUGUAAGAGUUUUGAUGAAGAAUGCAGAGCGCACGUCGGGAAGGGAGAGGAGAGGAGAGAGCCCAUGGCUUGGGCAGGUGGCAUAGUGUCUGAGUUAGCGAUAGAGGAGGAAGGUGUAUUUGUUUGUCAAGGAGUUAAAGCAUCCAGGGUUCAUGUUAGGUCAUUUUAAGAUUGCUUGAUUUGCUAGGUAGCUGUAAAGUGUGGGGUCAGAGCCAAAGGGCUGGGAGCUAAGUCCAAGAAGGGAUCCAUGAACUGCUCCUGACUUGUGGUGGACUGAUGUGGACCUCCUGCUGCUGGACCUGGUCUCUGCACACCACUGUGCUGGUAUGCAAUGGAUGGUCUCCAGGUAUAGCGUCUCUGUGUAGGUGGAGCCUGACCAUGACUGAUUUCCUAUUAAAUGUAAGUUAUUUCCCCCCCAGACGUUGUUCUCAGAGUUAAAAUGGAGUUUAGGUAAGGGCAGCUGUCUUCCCUUCACCUGUUAGCUAGAAGAUGUGUCAAGCCCAGGGCUCACAGCAAACUCUGUGACAAUCACUCUCUUGUCCUUUCCUGCCCCCACCCCCAGCCAUCCCUCUCCAGAAUUCUUCCAACCUAGAAGACAGGGAUGCUGAUUAAAGGCCCAAUCCUACCACAUCCUUGCCUAUAAGAGAUUUGACUAAGGGCCCCAAAGAAGGAGUCCACACCCAGCUGACUGCACACGAGGCCUUCAUUGUGGGACUAUUUUAACAGAAGUGUGUUGCGUCUGCUCCUUCCAACCAAAGAAAUACACGUGCAAUAGAAGCCUUCCCGGGGACAGGCGGGCCCAAUCGCCUCAUUUCCCGCAGCAGCUUGCAAAUCCGAGAGCAGAGGGAACAGCGAGCUGGGCUUCCGGAGGGGCCUUACAGUCAGUCUGUUUUUAGUCUAGAUAGAUUUUGCUGUUGUUUAUAAAUUCCCAAGGAAUUGUUAACUCGGUGACACUUAAUGGAUUCUUUUGGAAAUUCCAAGGUGCUCCGGCUAUUUGCCUUUCUAUGAACCGUGCCUUCGACUGAGUAUCUGUCCCUUCAUGGUGGCUCUCCUGACUUGUCAGAGAACGGCAUGGGAUGGGGGAGGGGGCAGAUCCAAGCGUGGGUUGUGUACCACAAGCUCCAGAGACAAUCAUCUUCUAAGCUAUUAGGAAGAGUUGGGGAAAAAAAUAAAACAAAAACAGUAGAACUAGCUAUAAAAUAUGAAUGGCACAUCUUGUUUAAUUUUGCAUGUAAUUUCUUUUUAGCGCAUCAGUGAGGUUUUAGUGACAUUGUCACCCAACACUUUGCCUUUGUUGUUCAGGGAAUGCCUUCAUGGUUUCUGUACUGGUUUUACUAUUGAGACUGUGGCUUGGGAUUGUGUUUGCUGUCGCCGGCCAUCUGGUCUUUUAAUUACUCCUCCCAGUAAGCUUAGAGUUUGUGAAGCGUUAGUUUCUCAGUUUAAGACCCUGUUAGAACCUAAUAGUAGUAGCUGAGGGCUGUCUGUGAAUUUUUUUAUUUUAUUUUAUUUUUUUACUUGAAGUAGAGUGUGUGAUGCAGGAAUCCUUAUCUGUAUUCAUCCGAACCUUGGAUCACUGUCCUGUACACUACACUUGUGACUCGGGAGCUUGACUGGAUUGAAGAUCUGCCAGUUCCUGGCUCCUGAAGACUGCUGCUCUCCCAAACACUGGCUCCUGCAGCAGCCUUUUCCAAGCAUAAAAGAAGAAAAAGCCCCAGAGGCCAAAGAUCUGUAUUUGUAACCAUUGUUUGAAGCCUUCUGUAGAAUGAAACGAAGCUUUGCUGGAAUACUGUUUUUCUCUCCAGAAUGUGAUGGUACCAGAAUGGUGUUAAAUGAAGGGCAGAGUUGCAGGGGAGCAUUUUAAAUCUAGAUGUUAAAAGCUAUAUUUAUAAUGUUGAUGAGUUUGAGUUUUAUUUUUAUAGGGAAGAUGUUUCUCCCCUGAAAUUGUGUCUGGAAUGGCAAAAUUGUUUCUAUUAUUAAAAAUUGAAAUCGUUA